AUGGCUACUACCUUGGAGCCUUCGCACAGCCACCCACGCAUUGUCGCCUCUUCCAACGAAAAGCUCGGUCAUUGGUUUCCGGCCAUGAGACCAGAUGAUCUCGAUGAGAUUCCAGACUCUUCGCCUGUCGAUACUGGAGCGCCGACGAUGGGAAUAACGCCGCCAUUUCCCAGAAACUUAGAUUCUCUACCAAUCUCGUCUGAUGUGCAAUCGCAACCACAAGAUGAAGUCUUCUUUCAAGAGCAGGAUUCCAUAACCUCAGCAAAUACAGCCCCUUUAUGGACCUCAGAGCCCCCCUCGAACGGCGGGGCAGGCGAUGAACUCCCGUCGGAUGAUGACGAUGAGCGACUGGACCCUGCCUGGGGGAUUAAACGGAUGGAUUCUACCCAGAUUCUCCAGACUGUAAAUCGAUCGACCACUUUCCCAGACUUCGGAUUGCCAACACCUACUGAGCCCUCUCUCGGGAGCGCUUUUCCUGGCGUGUCUGAGAACAGACAAGCAGAACAUGAAGAGACAGAUAUCUUGACAAAACCUAUCCAAGACGAUGCGUAUACUAUAGAGCCCCAGCAGACUCCAUGGCUGCUUCAGGAAGAGCAGGACUUGGUUCAAGAACAACCCCCCUGGACAAUAUCGGAACAGUCGGACCCAGACACUGAGCUAGCAGAGCGCUUUGAUGAAGGGAUUCCUCUUAUCCAGACCAAUGAUAGUAAAGAUAAAGAGGUGGAAGCAAACGUGGAAUCAAACCCUUGGAGUUCUGAGGCCCCUCAAGACGAAACCGGAAUUGAAGAUGGAUUCUUCUCUGGUCUAAAUAAUCUGACCUCCAAUUCAACACAACGCAAACCGCUGGAAAGGAAAUCUACUGCCCAAGUCUUGGAUGCCCUGGAUUUCGAGAGGCCUGCUAGAUUAGACUCCCCAGCAAUUCUGGAGAAUACCGAGACGUCUUUCUUCGAGCAACUCCAUAAUGAACCAGCGGACGAAAGUCUUGUCUCUCAGCCUCCCGCGACAGAGGAGGUCGAUGCAAUGUGGGCAGCUGCACUUGAGGAUGACGAAUUUCUCGUUGAGGAUGCUGACGAUCUUCUGCCUGAUUCCGAACCUGGGUCGCCCUCAUCAUUCAUGGCUUCUCUUCGGCGCGAUGGACUGACAACAGUACCAGAAGACCAGCCGACCUCAGCGAAUGCCACCCAAGCCCAUCAAUCUUCUCCGCGUCGACAGAAUUCCUUCAAUCCAUACGCGCCACAUCAACCCCUGGUUGCCGAUAUGCUACACAUGUCGCCCGAUCCUACAACACACAACAAUUUGGGCCUGAUUCGUCCCGGUCUUCCCCAACAUGCGCUAUUCGGCGCCCAAGGCCAACAAAGACCAGCAGCACCACAACCAAUGAAGAGCUUUGUUGACCAGUCAAAAGAUGGGUACAAGUCACCGUACGAUCUCCCCGUAGAUAUCACAAAAUCUAGGAAACGGGCAGCAGCUCCACAUGCUGUUCAAACCAACAAGACACUUCCACCUCCGCCUCGAAGUAGUAGCUUAUCUGAAAAACCACUCCAGUCUCCUUUCAAUCCGCCCUAUCAACAAAACUCAACGGCUCAUCCUCCCUCAUCCACCUCUGCAGCACCUGUUGUCUCCCGAAGUGUGUCAGCCUUUACACCUCCAUCGAAACCACCUGUUACGCAUAAAACGACGGGAUCAGGAAGCUUUUUCGAGGAGCUGCCGGCCGUUUCGAGACCGCGACCCGUGAGUAAUCAAGGCCGCUAUACUCCUCAGCAAACCGUCGUACAACCUCCACAGCUUCCACCACCUAGUCCACCCUACAAGGGCACUGUUGCAGAACCACCAUCUCCACCACGUGCAUCAGAUCCAUAUGCUGCGUAUCAGUUGCAGCCCCCCGAGCGGCUCGACCCUUAUGCGAAUAUCUCUUUGCAGGCCCCUCUUCCAUCACCGUCUACCACAAAUGCCCGCUAUUCUCCCGCGCCGCCAACAGCUCAACUUGGUGCACGCUCAGGUCCUUCUCCUCGUUAUUCUCCAGCACCGCCCACCCAGCCAUCAUCGUCAACUCAAGGCAACCGAUAUGCCUCACAGCCAGUUUCCACUCCGCAAGCACCGGCAGCAGCGCCGCCAAUAAAUCGAUAUGUCUCUCAGCCACCUCCAAAUGCCUUACCGCCAUCCAACGUUCUGCCUUUCCAACCUCGUACAUCUAGCCCAUUGGCAGUUCACAAAAGAUCAACAGAUGAGACCAAUGCAGGCAUUCCUCCCGCUAUCACUGGCAUCCCAAGACCCGGAAUGGCUGGUCGACAGAGUUCUCAUAAUCUGAAUUUCACUCCCCAAUCUACAAUCAAUCCCGAAGGUGCUAAUCUCUCGUCAUCAACACUGUUGACGUCUCCUCCAAAGCGACAAGCAGUGGAAGCCCUUCCACCUCCCCGCAGGUCACAGACGCAGUCCCCAUCGAAGCAACGCCCCCAACCUUCGUUUCAAAACUUGAUCAGCGAUUAUCCCAACCGCCCAGCUUCGGCUUAUGGCCAAUCCUCACCCAGCAAGUCUUUCGCGCAACUGGCAUCAGAUCCACCAGCAAGAACGAAAUCGUUCGCCUCAAGUCUAGGUACAGAACUGGAUUUCGUGCGGCCCGCCGACGAUAGUCAGUUUGAUCCCUUGGAACGCUGGAAAGGCGCCCCUUUGAUAACUUUUGGAUUCGCCGGGACGUUGGUGACUUCCUUCCCUAAACAUGUUCCAAGAUAUACCACGGGAGUUGCAAGACCUCAAAUCAAGGCCAUGCCAGGGGAAUUUGUCGUCCGCCAAUUGAAGGAUCUCAUAACCCAGAACGAGCUGAUCAACAGCUUUCCCGGCCCUUUGCGUGGCAAGGCAAAGAAGAAGGAUUUACUUUCCUGGAUGGCCUCCUACAUAUCGGGGCUGGAAUCUUCUCAACCCGAAAACGACCCACAUCAGUCGCCGAUGGAUUCUCACAGGCGCCACCACGAGAAAUUAUUGCUCUGGAAGAUUGUUCGUGUCCUUGUUGAGAAUGAUGGAUCUUUGGAAGGUCCUGCUCUGAAUGCUGUGAAUGUGAUUCUUUCACCAGAAGUUCACGCUGUGGAUGAUACAACGGCUAGCAAAUAUCGUACCGAUGAGCAGAUCACUGGAAUAUAUCGUCCAUCAGGAGGCAAUGCACGUUCAGACUCGGUCGAUCCUCUGGCUGCAGAACUCCUUCGCAAACAUCUUCUUGCAGGUAAUCGCCAGGCAGCAAUAUUUCAUGCCAUGGACGCGCGCUUGUGGUCACAUGCGUUGAUCAUAGCAUCUACGAUGGAGCGCUCUGUGUGGAGUCAAGUCGUCCGAGAGUUUGUCAGACAAGAAGUAAAAACUAUUGGAACCAACGCCGAAUCCUUGUCGGCUCUGUAUGAAAUCUUUGGGGGCAAUAUUGAGGAGAGUAUCGAUGAACUUGUCCCACCCUCGGCCCGUGCUGGACUUCAAAUGGUAAGCAAGGUGGAUAGCUUAGGCCCGACAAAGAAUGCUCUUGAUGGGCUGAACCAUUGGAAGGAGACACUCAGCCUCGUCCUAAACAACCGGGCACCUGGUGACCACCAAGCUUUGGCAGUCCUUGGUAAACUACUCGAAGACUAUCAACGCAUCGAGGCUGCACACAUUUGUUAUCUAUUUUCGAGAUCUCCUGCUAAACCCGUCAUCAUGGGCGGCAUUGAUGAUGCUCAGGCUGACAUUGUAUUGCUUGGAGCCGAUCACAAGACGCGGCCAUCUGACUUUAUGCGCAAUCAAGAGGCUGUUAUCCUCACUGAGAUUUACGAGUUCGCCACCAACGUGCUUAUCAGUGGAUCUACGCCGGUAAACAUGCCACAUCUCUCCGCCUUCAAGCUACAGAAGGCAGGCAUUCUUGCUGAAAAUGGAAUGAAAUCAGAAGCCCAAGCUUACUGUGAGGCGAUAGCUUCCAUGUUCAAGUCGAGCACCAAACUAUCUCCUUACUAUCAUUCAUUGUUCCUGACACAGCUGGACGACUUGUCUGCGCGACUGAAGCAGACUCCAAUACAAGGGUCGGCUUCUUGGAUCGGGAAGCCCAGCCUCGAGAAAGUCUCUGGGUCUGUGUGGAACAAGUUCACCACUUUUGUUGCCGGUGACGACAGCGAUGCCGAAUCCAAAGGAUCCGGAAAAGAUGCGGCUGAGGCAGGGCCAUUUGCCAACGUAUCCGGCACACCUUCUCUGAGCAGAACUGGGUCACAGUCUGAUUUAUACGGAUCGUACCCAUUGGCAUCGCCCCCAGCCGUCUCCAACACCAUUGCUGGAUCCAGAUACGCGCCAAAUGGAAUUCACUCUCCCCGUUCUUCUUCUGAACUGACGCGAGGCCGACCAUCUUUGGACUCGCAAAGAUCUCCACCAGCAACGUCACAUCUAAACUCUAGCCGACAGUACGAACCCGUCAAUAUGCUGCAACAAAACCAAAUGGUCCAACCUCUAAACCCAUAUCAGGCCCUUGCCGCAGCCUCCCCACCUACCAACUACCCACAAAGCCCUCCAGGUUCUUCUUACUUGCCAAAUAGUGUGACUCAGCUUGUCCAAGAUAUUGCUCCUCCGGUGCAUCAUGAGCCUUAUGCUCCAACUCCACCAGCUGAAGACACCGUCUCUCUGGCGUAUGGACACAACCCUCAGUUCCAACAGCAUGGCCAAUUCGGUUAUAGUGAGUAUGAAUAUGCCGAACCACCUCUAGAGCAAACUCCGCCGGUACAGGACGAAGUAGCUGAUGCAGGUUAUGCUCCACCCGCCCAGUCAUAUGGGUACGAAGCCUCUGCUGAAAAUGGCUACAUACCAUAUGAACCAGAACCUGAAUCACCUGAGGAAUCGAAGCCCAAGAAAAAGUCUUUUAUUGGCGAUGAUGAUGAUGACUUUCCACAAGCAACGCCAACAGCUCACCGAGGUUCCCAAGACGAUGAAGCCGAUCGCAAGCGUGCCAAUGAUGCCGCCGCGGAUGCUGCUUUCCGCGCAGCAGCUGAAGCAGAUGCGAACCGUGAGAAAGAAAAGAUGCAAGCAAAGAGAUCUUCGUCGUGGUUUGGCGGCUGGCUGGGCGGAAAGAAAGCCCCCGAAGGCCUCGAUUCGGGUUCAAGCAAAUCCGCAGAUGCGAAAGUGUACAGAGCUAAUCUCGGCGAGUCAAAGAUGAAGUUGUACUACGACAAGGAACUUGGCAAAUGGGUGAACCCAGACAAUCCAGACGCAGGAGUGAAGACUGCAACACCUCCACCGCCUAGAAUGGGAGGUACACCUGGACCUUCUAGCGGACCUCCUAAAUCCGUCGGGUCUGGACAUGUUACCAGUUCGAGUUUACCUAAUGUGAGUAUGGGAUCUCCGUCUUUGCCAGGUAGCAGAGCGGGCACCCCUGCUAGUGGUUCUAUGAUAGGUGUACCAGCUGCACCUUACUCGGCUGGUCUAUCUGGCCCACCAAGUGCCGCAAGCACACCACCACUCGGGCUGGCUCCAACAUCCCACCCUGGUCUUGCUGCUCUUGUACCACCACCUAGGCCAGGCUCACGCCCAGGAACGGCAGUGAGCAAUGCCAGCAGCAUUGAUGACCUCAUUGGGCCACCGGGUGGCCGUAAAGGAGCAAAAAGCACGAAAAAAGCAAAAGGUCGUUACGUCGAUGUCAUGGCGCAAUGA
Exophiala bonariae is the source of this 5640-nucleotide messenger RNA. RefSeq lists its product as uncharacterized. Gene Ontology annotation, cellular component: ER to Golgi transport vesicle membrane; endoplasmic reticulum exit site. The coding region runs from base 1 to 5640 and encodes 1879 amino acids. Lineage: Eukaryota; Fungi; Ascomycota; Eurotiomycetes; Chaetothyriales; Herpotrichiellaceae. The record is from RefSeq and is a predicted model, not a curated record. Gene Ontology annotation, biological process: Golgi organization; autophagy; COPII vesicle coat assembly. The transcript has a single exon.